Messenger RNA from Fusarium fujikuroi IMI 58289, 792 nucleotides. RefSeq lists its product as uncharacterized. The transcript has a single exon. The coding region runs from base 1 to 792 and encodes 263 amino acids. The record is from RefSeq and is a predicted model, not a curated record. NCBI's taxonomy places the organism in Eukaryota, Fungi, Ascomycota, Sordariomycetes, Hypocreales, Nectriaceae.
AUGAGCCUGAAACGUCGAGGGUCCGAGCUCGAUCAUGAAGCGAAGAAGAUGAAGCCUGACGACAGCCAUGGCCACGAUGAAGUCUCGUCCAGCAGUUUGCAGGCUACCACGCCUUUGCCUCAUCAGUCUGUCACUGAUUUGGCCAACUUGCCCCAAACGGCUCGCACGCAAUUUGACUAUCUACUACAAGCUCUCAGUGAUAUCUCCCCAGAGACUCUGUACGAAGUCAACAUCUUGGAUCACAUCAACGCCAUCAACUCAGAUGGUGACUCGCCUCCGGAAUUUACGUAUGAGCCGCCUGAAAUAGAAAUCAUGGUUGGUCAUAAGCACGGUACAUUGUUCCACUGCUCUUGUCUAAAGUUCAACCUGCUGAUUAGUCUAUCAGGAAGUGAUUCUACUCACGGCUGCGAGGACCCCGCUUGCGAUAAAUAUUUCGCCAAAGCCAAAGCCAUGCCUUACGCUGAUGGUUCCCGUUACUUUACAGUCGAGGUCGUACAGCUGAGACACUUAAAAGGUGGCAAAUAUUGGCUUCCAUGUCGUGAGUGGAAGUAUAGUAGAUCAACAUUUGAAGUAAAACCUUGGAAGGAGAAAUAUCUACGUCGAAUACAGACCCUUGUCGGAAAAGCCGUGGUUUCUCACAACCGAGAGGUACUCGCUUGGUGGGUUCGUAAGAUUACUCAUGCUGAAACCCCAUUAGAGCCAUUCAAGGGAAGGGAGGAGGCCAGGGGGAAGUUUCUCUCGGGCCUUGUAGUAUGGACUGGACCAUCUCGUGAUGCUUGGUAUUUCCACUGA